CUUCCUAGGAGCACAGUUGCCGAUCACACAGUGAACCCAUCAGGUAUUGUGUGAUAAAGUCGUUUAGUAUAAGGUUUGAUUAGAAUUCGUUGCCCGCUUUUCAAUUGGUUCGAAGGUUUCACUUUUCUUUUCUCUCUUCUUCUUUUCCCCUUUCCCUGUAUCCUUUUCUCUACCACUCCCCCCUUGAAUUGUUGAGCGUGUGUUAUGGACAUUGACCCCAUUGCCGAGCAUUCUCGACCCGAUCCCGGCCUUGACGAAUCUGCAACGGUCCUCCAGCCGAGCACAGUGCUUAUGCCACACGCACCCCCUACUGACAAGGUCGUUACUCCGACUGUCGAAGACGACGAAACCGACAAGGCUGUUGCACCUUCUGUCAAUGACGAACAGCAACCACUGCAAGACAACCAGCAAUUGCCACAGCAGCAACUGUCGUCCUUGGAACAGCAACAAUUUGAUAUCCCGAGCGAGUAUCUCGAGCACCUUAUCCAACCGGAUCCACAACAACACCAACACCAACAGCAGGAGGUGUCCCCCAUAUACGGAAUAUCUGCUGAUCAGUUUGCCGCAAUCCAACAGCUGUACGCAACCACCCCUUUACCAAACGAUAUCUUGUUUCCUUGGCUGCACGGUGUCAACGGCCGGUCUUAUCAGCAGAAUUUGUUUUUUGGUGUGCGCAAGAGUAUUGUGCCCAAACAUCGUGGAUUGAUGCUAGUCCACGCAGACGAAGCGUGCCCUUAUAACGCUCGAUUGGCUCAAGCGGUACUGCCGUCCGAGUUGAUAACCACGUCGUCGGCAAUGGACCCAACACCAUCAUUUAUAGAUACCAGCGAUACGGAUCACGCCGUCAAUUUGCGAAAUUUUAAGAUCCAGGUCUCGCGAUAUGGAUCGAUCAGUGAUAUUGUCGUGUAUGGAUACGGGGCUGUGGAGGUGGCACAGAAGAUCGUCGUGGCCCAGGCACGAUUGCGGAUAGAACGGCUGGAGCAAUUAGAAAAGAUUAGAAGAACAUCAGGCCAGAGUGCCGUCAAGGAUGCCAAUGACUUGUCUUAUCGCGUCUUGGUUAUCACAGAUCCGUUCGCAAAAAUCGAAGAAAAACAUCCGGAACUUAUCAGCUACAAUUCAAGCGGGAUGUGCAUGAACACCAUCAGCUUUUGGGAACGUGAGCGAGAGGAAAUGCGUCUCAUGAGUGGUGCGAUCGAGAUAACGCCUAAUGUCUGGGUGGGCAACACUCAGGACGCACCUGCAUACGUGCGCCAACCUGACUAUGACGAUGAAGAAAGCGAGGUCGACGAUAACCCGCAUCAAUUCUCCAUCUGCAUCGAAGCACAUGAUUUUGCUGACAUGCCAUUGCCGUCCACACUGACAUUGGCACGCGAGACAUUAAAUGAGCUACCUACGGAUGGAUUACCGCCGGAAAUCAUCCAUCUCGACGUUCACUCGACGGGGAUACCCAUGGAAUCCGGAGCAUUCGACAAGUUCUACAAACGACUGGUGCAUCUAUUAGCUUUUGUGGAUGAUCAGGCCAGCCGGGGCCGUAGGAUUUUAAUUCAUUGCUCAGACGGCUAUACGGAAACAAGCUUGAUGGUCUUGUCGUGGAUCAUGUACAAGGAAAAGGCCCGGCUGCCAGAAGCGUAUCUGAUGUUACAGCGCAAGAGAAGUUUCUUUGUGUAUUCUGUGGAUGUUGCAACGCUUCGACGGAUUGAGCACCGGUUAUCACAGCCAACAACAAUAACGUCAUUAGCAUCACCCCCACCCCAACCACCAUCAUCGGUAGCAGGAGUAGAUCAUAAACGGAAACGAGGCGACCAUGUGGUGGAGAAUGGUGAUGAGGAUGAAGGGGAUGAGUACAAUGUACGGUUACCCCCAGAUACGCGACAACAGCUACAGCUCGAGGAUCUCAGUAUCGGCACCGCGAGCAAUAAUACCAACAAUAACAGUAACAACGACGCAAUGGCAGUGGAUGGUGAAGAGGAGGACGAUUAUUUGGAUGAGGAUGAUGAUGAUUUUGAUGGGGACGAUGAAAUGCAAGGCAAAGACAAUCGAUUACUGCACGACGACUUUUACAUCAAUAGUAUAUCUAAUCCAGCACAACACAAGGACCAAUUAGGGCAACACCAUCAUCAAAACAACAACAACAGCAAUAACAAUAACCAGUUUACUCCGCCGGUCCCUGGAAGGCCCGUGCGUACUGGCGGUGAUUAUCAGCAGCAGCAGCAGCAGCAGCAGCAACCACAACAAGAGCAAAGCAUGGAUGAAAGUAUUGGUGCUAGCAAUGACGGCGACGACGACGCUAUUGAUGAAACGAUCCCUGUCCACUUGCUGGAACCGGAACCCGAUGCAACCGAAAAAAUGCAUUUCCCAUGGUUUUAUUCACCGCGUUUCGAGGGGUCGUUCCCAUCACGGAUACUUCCCUUUUUGUAUCUCGGCAAUCUGAAUCAUGCGACAAAUCCAGAAAUGCUCAAAGCGCUUGGUAUCACUCACAUCGUGAGUGUGGGUGAGGAUGCGAAUCUGGAUCAAAGCCAGUUCAAGCUCUUGUUUCUUGACAAUUUAUAUGACGACGGCAUUGAUUCUAUUCGCGGACGAUUGGAGGAAACCAUGCGAUUUGUUGAUGAAGCAUAUGAACAAAACAGUUAUUGUUUGAUCCACUGUCGCGUGGGCGUUAGUCGGAGUGCCGCCAUUACAAUCUGCUACGUGAUGCAUCAUCUCAAACAUUCCUUAGUACAAGCCUACCUCUACGUACGUGCACGAAGGCUUAACGUCAUUAUUCAACCCAAUUUGAAGUUCAUGUACGAAAUGCUACAGUUGGAACAGCAUUUACUAGGCAAAGCAACAAUUUUCUGGCCUAUUCUUAGCAAAGAGAUCCAUUUAUUGAACAUGUCUUAUCGCGAAUCAUGAUCUCUUCUCUGGCCAACUCUUUAUAAAACAAUAAAAAAGAUGAAAAAAAAGGAACAUAGGAUAUAUCCAAUAUAAUGACAAAGA
This is a messenger RNA of Zychaea mexicana, 2976 nucleotides long. RefSeq lists its product as uncharacterized. Lineage: Eukaryota; Fungi; Mucoromycota; Mucoromycetes; Mucorales; Lichtheimiaceae. Gene Ontology annotation, molecular function: protein tyrosine/serine/threonine phosphatase activity. The record is from RefSeq and is a predicted model, not a curated record. The transcript has 4 exons. Gene Ontology annotation, biological process: protein dephosphorylation; nuclear DNA replication. The coding region runs from base 205 to 2892 and encodes 895 amino acids.